Molecule: messenger RNA, 879 nt
Organism: Toxotes jaculatrix (banded archerfish)
Lineage: Eukaryota; Metazoa; Chordata; Actinopteri; Toxotidae
Product: stonustoxin subunit beta-like
Exons: 4
Molecular function (GO): protein binding
Source: RefSeq, a predicted model, not a curated record
AUAAGAAGUGACAGGUCAAAGGAUCACCUCAUUGAUUUCAAAGGACAGCCUCCCUCUGCUGCAAAGAAACUGAGCAGCUGUAACCUCUCAGAGAAAAGCUGUGAAGCUCUGUCCUCAGUCCUCAGCUCCCAGUCCUCUAGUCUGAGACACCUGGACCUGAGUAACAAUGACCUGCAGGAUUCAGGAGUGAAGCUUCUGUCUGCUGGACUGAAGAGUCCACACUGUACCCUGGAGACUCUCAGGCUGUCAGGAUGUCUGAUCACAGAGGAAGGCUGUGCUUCUCUGGCCUCAGCUCUGACCUCCAACCCCUCCCAUCUGAGAAAGCUGGACCUGAGCUACAAUCAUCCAGGAGACUCAGGAGUGAAGCUGCUGUCUGCUGGACUGAAGGAUCCGCACUGGAGAAUUGACACAAACACAGUAAACACAAAGAUCAAACUGUCUGACAACAACAGGAAGGUGACACAUGUGGAGGAGGAUCAGCCAUAUCCUGAUCAUCCAGACACAUUUGACCAGUGUCCUCAGCUGCUGUGUAGCAAUGAUCUGACUGGUCGCUGUUACUGGGAGGUCGGGUGGAGAGGAGGAGUUUAUAUAUCAGUGAGUUACAGAGGAAUCAGAAGGAAACGAGACAGAAAAAACCAUGUGUUUGGAUGGAACGAUCAGUCCUGGAGCCAGUACCGCUCUGAUGGUGAUUACUCUGUUUGGCACAAUAACAGAGUGACACCUGUCUCCUCCUCCUCCUCCUCCUCCUCUUCAUCAUCUUCCUCUGUCUCUGACAGAGUAGCAGUGUAUGUGGACUGUCCUGCUGGCUCUCUGUCCUUCUACAGAGUCUCCUCUGACUCACUGAUCCACCUCUACACCUUCAACACCACAUUCACUGAA